Molecule: messenger RNA, 3112 nt
Organism: Astyanax mexicanus (Mexican tetra)
Lineage: Eukaryota; Metazoa; Chordata; Actinopteri; Characiformes; Acestrorhamphidae
Gene: map4k2
Product: mitogen-activated protein kinase kinase kinase kinase 2
Exons: 32
Coding region: 189-2795 (868 amino acids)
Biological process (GO): protein phosphorylation
Molecular function (GO): MAP kinase kinase kinase kinase activity; ATP binding
Source: RefSeq, a predicted model, not a curated record
UGCGCGCGCGGUGUGGGACUCCGCGCCGCCGCUCUGUGUGAAGCAGAAACUCGCUGUAUCUCCCCGGAUUCUCUCUGUUCACACUGUGGAUUCAGAUUUCUGUGCGGGAUGUGCUGUUCCUGUGAUCUGCUCCGCUGGGUUUAAUCAUGUUUAUGUGCUAAAUCAGAGUCCUGAAGAGAAGCGCUGAUAUGAACACUAUCGGAGUUUCAUUCCUGGACCCGCUGGAUGAUUAUGAGAUCCUUCACCGGAUCGGGAACGGAACUUACGGGGAUGUUUUUAAGGCGAGGAGUAUCAAGACCUCAGAGAUUGCUGCUAUUAAAAUCGUUAAACUGGAUCCCGGGGAUGAUAUCUCAUCUAUCCAGCAGGAGAUCACCACGAUGAAGGAGUGCAAGCAUAAGAACAUUGUGGCCUAUUAUGGCAGCUACCACAGGAACACAAAGCUGUGGAUCUGUAUGGAGUACUGUGGAGGAGGGUCAUUACAAGACAUCUACCACGUGACUGGACCCCUGAAGGAGAAACAGAUUGCUUAUAUCUGCAGGGAAACUCUGCAGGGUUUAAAUCAUCUCCACGAGACUGGCAAAAUUCACAGGGAUAUUAAGGGAGCGAACAUACUGCUCACUGAACGAGGAGACGUCAAACUGGCUGAUUUUGGGGUUGCUGCAGAGAUCAGUGCCUCUGUUGCCAAGAGGAAGUCUUUUAUUGGAACUCCCUACUGGAUGGCUCCUGAGGUUGCAGCCGUGGAGAAGAAGGGUGGUUAUAACCACUUGUGUGACAUCUGGGCCGUGGGCAUCACUGCUAUUGAGCUAGCAGAGCUGCAGCCACCCAUGUUUGAUCUUCAUCCCAUGAAAGCUCUGAUGUUGAUGUCCAAGAGCAGCUUCCAGCCUCCCAAACUGAAAGACAAAGCAAAAUGGUCUCCAGGCUUUCAUAGCUUUGUGAAGAUGUGUUUGACUAAGAGUCCACGAAAGAGACCCACAGCAGAAACACUUUUACAGCAUCCCUUUGUGACACAGUUACUGACCAGAAACCUGGUCAUUGAGCUGCUGGACAUGGCCAACAACCCAGAUCUGCACCAAGCACUUACGAUUGAGGACAAUGACCAGGAUGCAUACGAUGACACGCCAGAUAAGAUUCGGUCUAAGGGAAAGUGUUUACCAGUGGAGAGGAGUCUGUCUGAGGAACAGUUUGACCAGGUGAAGUUUGCCCCUCUGCGGAGGAAGGAGACAGACCCAUAUCCAGAUCUGGGCUCAUGUGAUGACUGGAGCGUUUCAGGGGAUGAACCAGAGUCGCCGAGUCUUCUGGAAUGUGUGGAAGAGGAGCUGCAGCAGAGGAGUCUGACAGUAAAAAGGGUUUCACCGUUUGAGUGGGGGAAGAGGAAAAGUGGGAUGUUCAGUGCUCCACCAGUCUCUGCCACUGCUUCACUUCCUCCCAUGAGCUCCUUCAGCUCUGCUCAGGAUGACAAAGACCAGACUCUGAGGCCCAGCACAACCUUGCGGCCUGACACUGCCCCACGGCCAAGCUCAGUUCUUAUUAGGUGCUCAGCCAGUCAGGAUGUGCGGCAGUGGUGCAGUGACCCUUGUGUUCCUGAGGGGGGCGAGGAUGAGCAGAAAACGCUGACCAGAACAACCAGCAAGGACAGUGCUCUCUCUCCUGAGUGGAGCACCAUGAGGAAGAAGGCAGAAGACUCGAGAGCUGAAUCUCACGGACUCCCUCCCACCCCCCAAGUCCAUAUGGGGGCCUGCUUUUCCAAAGUCUUCAAUGGCUGCCCACUAAAAAUCCAUUGUGCCGUGACGUGGGUUUAUCCAAAGACUAGAGAUCAGUUCCUGAUUUUAGGAGCAGAAGAGGGGGUCUACAUACUCAACUUAAACGAGCUUCAUGAGGACACUUUGGAAAAGUUGCUUCCGCAGAGAUGUACCUGGCUGUAUGUCAUGAACAACGUCCUUAUGUCUGUCUCUGGGAAAUCAUCUCAGCUUUACUCUCAUCGUUUGACAGCUCUGUUUGAGCAGCGCGGACACUUACAGAAGAAGCAGAGUCACUUAUCACUCAGCACCAACCGCUUCACUGAAAGAAUCAUUCACAGGAAGUUUGCAGUAUCACUGAAGAUCCCAGACACUAAAGGUUGUCGGAAGUGCAGUGUGGCUCGCAACCCGUACACUGACAGCACAUUCCUGUGUGCAGCUGUUCCCUCUGGCCUUGUGUUGCUGCUGUGGUAUGAACCCCUGCAGAAAUUCAUGCACCUUAAGCACAUACCCGUAAGCUUGCCUGACCCUCUACCCAUCUUUGAGCUGCUGGUUUUGGUGACAGAUGAGCUUCCUCAGCUCUGUGUUGGAGUGAGAGAAUGCAGGCUGGGAAACGAUGAACUUCAGACAGAGCAGCAGCUGGAGUUUGACAUCAUACAUCUGAACGGCACUCCGAAUUCUCAACCAGACACUGACUGUAUAAGAGCAGUACAAGUAACACAACUGGACAGAGAUACAGUUCUAAUUGCACUAGAAAAAACAGUGCAGAUUGUAAAUCUGCAGGGUGUCCCUAGCAAAGAGCUGGCCUCAGAACUGGACUUUGGAUUUCCUGUUGAGACUUUAGUUUGUUUACAGGACAGCGUUUUAGCCUUCUGGAAACACGGACUUAAAGGACGAAGUCUGCACAACUGCCAGGUAACACAAGAAAUCACAGAUGAAACUAGAGUGUUUCGGGUUUUAGGCACAAACAGAGACAUUGUUCUACAGAGCACCCCAACGGACAACCCUUCAUCCACCAGCAAUUUAUACAUUUUGACUGGUCAUGAGAGCAGCUACUGAUAGGAAACAACAGGAAGAGACUGAGCAAUUCUUAAAGAGGUCGAUUUAUACAUCUGGAGCAUUGUAAGGACAUCUAUUAAGACCUGCAGAUAAUACAGCUUAAGUUUUACCUGCCCCAUAACUAAUAAAGCUCCAUCCUUUGUGAGCAGUGGACACCUGGAAUUUAUUUUCUGGUACACAUUGGAAGAGUACACAAUGGAAAGACUGUAUGUCCUGGUUGUAAUAUAAUGUAUAUAUUCUACUUUAGUGACUGAACCUCAUCAGUGGAAACAUCCUUUGUAAUGAUACCUUCUCUUAACCAGAAUAAAGUUUGUCCU